Salvia hispanica is the source of this 1333-nucleotide messenger RNA. RefSeq names its product putative CRM domain-containing protein At3g25440, chloroplastic. The record is from RefSeq and is a predicted model, not a curated record. Gene Ontology annotation, molecular function: RNA binding. NCBI's taxonomy places the organism in Eukaryota, Viridiplantae, Streptophyta, Magnoliopsida, Lamiales, Lamiaceae.
AAAAGAAAACUGGCGCUGAGGUAAGGAUGAACAAAUCCCUAAUUAUGCUAGGAACAAUGGUGAAGCAAAUCUGUGUCAUGUAACUUGACAUCACAAUAUUUCUUCAAUUUCACAAGUUUGAAGAUGUCAAGAGCUUCCAUCUCAAGGCUCUCACCCACCGUCUUUACCAUUAUUAACACAAGGGACUCUAUGCUUGGUUCCAAAUGCUUAUUGAGAAGCAUUUUUACACCUCCUUGUCCGACGUUUCUGUUGCGUUUUAUCCAUCAUUCUGAGCGCAGAAACGUAGGGGAGCUUCAUUCGUUUAGAUUGAUCUCAGUGAAUGCUUUAUCUGUUAAUAGAUCAUGUACAAUUGGACCUUGGAAUCAUUGUUUAACAAGGGAAUAUGCUAGAGUUAGAACUAAUGAAUCCAUUGAGAUGAAGACGGAUGAAGAUGUUAUCCGAUUUAAAAUUGGUGAUAUGAGUCCAGAAGGAAUGUCGUUGAAGAAAGGGAAGGCAACGACAAAAAAGUCAGACGUGUCUAGAAAGAAGAAGCUGAAUGAACUUAGGUUUUACCGGUUGAAAGCAAAAAAGAAAAUGAAUUCUCCAAAUCCUGAAGUUAGAAUAAGGUACAAGCUUGAGAAGGCAAAAAGAAAAGAAGCAUGGCUGAUAGAGAAACUGAGGAAAUACGAUGUACCUAAAGCAGCACCCGAAACCUAUGAUCCUGAAAUAUUGACUGCAGAAGAGAGGUUUUACCUAAAGCGCACUGGCGAGAAAAAGAAACAUUAUGUUCCUGUGGGGAGACGAGGAGUAUUUGGUGGUGUUGUUCUUAAUAUGCAUUUACAUUGGAAGAACCAUGAGACUGUAAAAGUCAUCUGCAAACCCUGUAGGCCCGGGCAAGUGCAUCAAUAUGCUGAGGAGCUUGCUAGGUUGAGCAAAGGCAUUGUUAUCGACAUAAAGCCGGAUGAUGUUAUUAUAUUUUAUCGGGGGAAGAACUAUGUUCAACCAGAUGUCAUGUCACCUCCAGAUACUCUUUCUAAAGCUAAGGCCCUAGAAAAAUAUAAACACGAGCAAUCGUUAGAGCAUACAAGUGAGUUCAUCGAAAAGCUGGAGAAUGAACUCGAAGAAUAUCUCGAACAUUGUGCUCGGUAUAAGAAAGAGGAGAAGUGAAGUGACUGAAAAGGGUGUGGCUACUACUAUCUUUUACUACCAUUCUGUUCUUUGCAAGUGAGGUGAUAUGUUCUCUUUCUUACUGUUUUGGAUAAAUAGGAAACAAGUUGUACAAAUAGAAGGAAGGAUACUGUCCCUUUUUGUAAUAUUGUAUUGAUAAAUUACAAUCCUGCAUUUUCAUUUUUUC